This is a messenger RNA of Cynoglossus semilaevis (tongue sole), 6159 nucleotides long. It is a transcript of the gene lamb4, whose product is annotated as laminin, beta 4. The record is from RefSeq and is a predicted model, not a curated record. The transcript is spliced from 34 exons. Gene Ontology annotation, molecular function: extracellular matrix structural constituent. Lineage: Eukaryota; Metazoa; Chordata; Actinopteri; Pleuronectiformes; Cynoglossidae. Bases 402 to 6062 code for a protein of 1886 amino acids. Gene Ontology annotation, biological process: tissue development; animal organ morphogenesis; axon guidance. Gene Ontology annotation, cellular component: basement membrane.
UCUUUGUAGUCUUAGUUUCUCCAGGUUUUUUUCUCACAGCUUCAGGGGAAAAAAAACAUAAUUUCCCGCUCCAGCGCUAACAUUCCAGCUGAAGUACAGCAGGUGCUUCCGGGACAAAACCACUUCUGCUGUGAAGGAAUCGACUCAGACCUGAUCACACACAGACCCUUGUCCUGAUCAUCGAGAUGGAGAUAAACUGAGAUACUCUUACACACAGAACAUGGUCCUGGUCCCAGACUACAAAGACUGAAACUUAAUGACAUUAGGACCAAGGACCUGGUCCAAGACUUUUUUCUCAGACAUCCUCACCACAAUUUAAAGAUUAUGUUCACUCUUUUUUUCUUCAAUUAUUCCAUUUUUCAGGGACCUGAGUCCAGCAGAGACCCCGACAUCAGGACAUCAUGAUCGUCAUCGUCAUCUUCAUGCUUCUUCUUCCAGUGACCCAGUCCACUCAGGAUCCUCGGGAUCCUCCAGCUCCUCAUCCUCAGGACCUUUACUACCUUCAGGAACUUCAGGACCAUCAAGACCUGCAGCACCAACAAGUGAAUCAGGACACUCUCUCAGGCUUUGAAGAUAAUCUUUAUCUUCUGUACCACCAGGAACCUCGAGAGCCUCAGCACCCAGAAGAUCUACAGCACCCUCAGUACCACCAACAACCUCAUGAACCUCACGACCCCCGAUACCAAAAGAACCAUCUGGACCCUCAGUACCAUCAGAACCCUCAGGAACCGCACUAUCCUCAGUACUCUGAGGACCCUCAGGAUCCACAGUUUGACCAUGAAGAUCAAGACCAGUGUUCUGACAGCUUCUGUAGCCCUCAACCGGGGGACCUGAUGAUUGGUCGAGCCUCUCAGCUCUGGGCCUCGUCCACUUGUGGUCUGGAUGGACCAGAGUCCUACUGCAUCGUUGGAUACCUGGAGGAAGAGCAGAAGUGUUUCUUCUGCGAUUCUCGUUUGCCAUAUGAUCGCCAUGGAAACCAGAACAGUCACCGCAUCGACAACAUCAUCACGACCUAUGAACAUGACAGGAAAAAGCAGUGGUGGCAGUCGGAGAACGGUGUCCAUCAGGUCAGUAUCCGUCUGGAUCUGGAGACAGUUUUCCAGUUCAGUCACAUGAUCCUCACCUUUAAGAGUUUUCGCCCGGUGGCCAUGUUGGUGGAACGAUCCAAGGACUUUGGCCAAACAUGGAAAGUUUUCCGGUACUUUUCUGACGAUUGCUCACUACACUUCCCGUCAGUGCCCAUUGACUCCGCCCACAGUGUGGAUGAUGUCAUCUGUGACAGCAGAUACUCCGGGUCAGAACCGUCCACUAAUGGAGAGGUGGUGCUAAAGGCACUUGACCCAAUCUUUGAAAUCCAGAACCCGUACUCUCCCAGUGUUCAAGACCUGAUCACACUGACCAACAUCCGUGUGAACUUCACUCACCUGUUCACCCUCGGUGACACACUGUUGAGCCGUCGACGUCGUGAUCCCCAGAACAAAUACUACUACGCUCUGUACAACAUGGUGGUGCAGGGAAGCUGCUUCUGUAAUGGCCACGCCCAUCGCUGUGUACCGAUUGAUGGAGGACACGCCCACCAAGGAAUGGUUCACGGUCGUUGUGUUUGUCACCACAAUACUGCUGGAGAGAACUGUGAGCGUUGCAUGGAUUUUCACCACGACACCCCCUGGAGGCCGGGCGGAGAACAUGCAGCCAACAUCUGUAGGAGAUGUCAAUGCCACGGCCUUUCCAACUCGUGUCACUUUGACGCAGCUCGUUUCGAGGCGACGGGCGGUGUCAGUGGUGGCGUCUGUGACGACUGUGGUCACCAGAGAGCUGGGCCUCAGUGUGAACGGUGCCGCCCCUUUUUCUACAAGGAUCCUUUAAGAGACAUGAACGACCCACACGCCUGCAUCCCCUGUGAGUGUUCUGCAGAAGGUUCUCGCUCCAGUGAGUGCGACGUUCUGUCGGGUCAGUGUGUUUGUAAAGAGAACGUUGAAGGCCGUCGCUGUGAUCGAUGUAAACCAGGAUUCUUCAACAUGAGACGCGAAGACCCCGACGGAUGUCAAGCGUGCAGAUGUCAUCCCAUGGGAAGUCUGAGGUCAUGUGAUCAGCUAACAGGAAGUUGUGAAUGCAACCGACUGGCAACCGGACAUUUGUGUGAUCGAUGUGUGGAAGGCUUCUGGGGUUUAGGAAACUCUCAGGUCAGCUGUUCACCAUGUGACUGUGAUGUGGGCGGAGCUGUCAGCAGUGGAUGUUCUCCAGAAGACGGACAGUGUCACUGUUUACCAAACAUGAUUGGUCGUCGGUGCUCUGACCCUGCACCCGGGUACUUCCUCCCUUCUCUGGAGCUGUUCCUGUAUGAAGCGGAGCUCGCUGCCCCACUGGUCACAGAGACUUCUGGGACUCCAACGAACGCUCCCAUUCCCAUUUCUUCCAGGUUGAACCCCACAUGUGAGGAGUACUUCAGGAGCCUGGGCUACGACUUUAAAUUUGUAAAUGGCCAGAUCUUUCUGAUCCGUAAGACUCGCGGACUCGCUCGGCGGCAAAGACAGCUGAGCAGCAUCCCUCUGGACCCGGGUCACAGUCUUCAAAUCAUUCCUGGUCAAACAAUUCUGGACCAACCUGACACCUGGACUGGCUGGGGAUUGGUCAGGGUGGCUGAGGGGGCGGGGCUUCGCUUCACUGUGGACAAUAUUCCGUCUUCAAUGGAAUAUCACUUAGUGAUCCACUACAAGACGGAGACUCCAUCUGAUUGGCUGGCUUCAGUCAGCAUCAUUAUGACAUCACCUGGAGACCAGGCCUGCAGCCGGGAUCCAGCAGGAAGUCAAAGUUUAGUUCUUCCUGAAAACAUCAGGGAAGGUCUUCUGGACUCCACACUGUGCCUCAACGCAGGUGCUCGCUACUUUGUGGAUGUGGUCUUUAAAAAAUCCAGUGGAGCCGACGGAUCCGGAUCAUUCCUUCUAAUCGACUCAAUGGGACUGAUUCCCAGCACGGAGACGGGCCAGGAUUUCUGCUCUCAGACAGAUCAACAUACGGCUCGCUGCUUUGGACUGAACCGAGAGACGAAUCCACAGGUGGAUCUUUCAGAAAUCUGCACGGAACUGAUCAGGAAAAUGUCUCUCAGAGUUUAUGGAGGACCAGUUGUCUGCAGGUGUCACCACAUCGGUUCUGUCAGACACAGCUGCAGUAGAAUGGGUGGGAUCUGUGAGUGUCAGCCUAAUGUGAUUGGCCGCUGCUGUGACGCCUGUGCACCUUUGACCUUUGGCUUUGGACCUGAUGGAUGCAAAUCGUGCCACUGUGACCUGCAGGGGUCAGUGUCGCCCCUCUGUGAUGAGGUCACAGGUCAGUGUGACUGUCGUCCUGACGUCACUGGUCAACGCUGUGAUCACUGUGGAGCAGGUUUCUGGGGGUUUCCGUUCUGUCGACGGUGCGACUGUAACGGUCUGUCAGACGACUGUGACGUCCAGACUGGAGAGUGUCGCAGCUGCAGGCUGAACGCUGCUGGACCGCGAUGCGACAGGUGCCAGGACGGGUAUUUUGGAGAACCGGUUGCUGGUUUGUCCUGUCAGCUCUGCUCCUGUCCAGAUGUCCAGGACAGUGGACGGUUCUUUGCUACUACCUGUCAAUACGACCCACAAUCCCAUAGUGCAACAUGUCUGUGCAGAGAGGGACACACAGGUCCUCGCUGUGACAGGUGCGUUGGCGGAUACUUCGGGGACCUGUCUCUACCUGGUGCUGGCUGUAAACCAUGUCCCUGUAACAACAACAUUGACAUAGAUGGCGCUGGUGCCUGUGACAGUCUGACUGGUGAAUGUCUGCGCUGCCUUGGAAACACAACCGGACCACGGUGCCAACACUGUAAACCAGGGUUCUACGGCAACGCUCUGGAGCGAGACUGCAAGGAAUGUUCCUGUGAGCGUCGGGGAACAGAAGUAACCCAGUGUCCUCUGGGAAGUCCCUGCGUCUGUGACCCCGGGACUGGUCAGUGUCCCUGCAGGACUGGAGUGACCGGGGAUCUCUGUGACACGUGUGAGGACAGAUUUUGGAAUCUGAAGGGACCGUCGGGAUGUCAGGCCUGUGGCUGUGAUCCGCUCAACUCUGCCUCCAGUGUCUGCGAUAAGGUGACCGGUCAGUGUCCGUGCCGUGCAGAGUUCGGAGGACGACAGUGUGAUGAAUGUGGAGAAAACCACUUUGGGAACCCAGACCUUCAGUGUGUCUCGUGUGACUGCAACCUGGAAGGAACCCUGCGUCCAUCAUGUGACCCUGAAACCGGUGAAUGUCUGUGUCGUCCUGGAGUCACGGGGAUCUUCUGUGAUGAGUGCGCUCCCAGCUACAGCUCUGCGUUUCCAGCCUGUGAGCCGUGUCACCCCUGCACUGCCCUCUGGAGGGAGAGUGUGACAGACGUCCAGAAAGCUGGUGAAAGGAUGAAGACCUUCAUUCCUCUGAGCCCUGAUCAGGGGCAGCUCAGAGACCGACCCCAACGUCAGCGCAUGCUGGAGGUCCACUCCCUGAUGGACAGGCUCACCAACCUGAGCCGGCUGUCCCUGAAGAACCUUGAGAAGAUGGAGAAGUUCUGCUCCAAAAUGGGGAAGUUAAAAGACGCUCUGAACCCAAACCUGAUCCUGGUGGACUUGUCUCCGCUCCUUGACACGGACAUCGAGAACAUUCGGUUGGAAUUCAAGAAGCUUUUGAAGGUCCUGAAGGAGAAGGCUAUCCAAGAUUUGGACCAGAAGGAAGAAGAUGUGGAAGAAUUCCGGGAUGAGAUCAAGAAGCUUCUGAAGAAUUUCCUGUUAGACGAAAACAAAGUAAACCACGCCCACAAAUCUCUGGAGGAUUCUAUAGAGACAAGACAGCAAGCGGAACAGAAACUGGGCACGUGCAAGAACCUCACACCACUGGAAAAGAAGAUCAAGGAUCUCAGUGUGGUUCCCCUGAACCGGCAGGUCUGUGGACAUCCGACCCUCGACGAUUGUUCUGGUUGUGGUGGAGCUCUGUGUCGUUUCGGCCUGGGUAGGAGGAAAUGUGGAGGUCCCAACUGUGAUGGAGCACUUCCUGUCAGUCAGAAUGCUUCAGAAACCGCUCGUCAAACCAAAAACCAGAUCUCCUUAUUCAGUUCUGGGCUGGAAAAUUUCAGGAACAAGGUUCUCAGAGCAGGUCAACGAGCGAAGGAGACCAAUGAGCAGGCCAAAGAUUCUCAAGAGCGAAUCAACCAACGACUGAGCACCUUCGAAAAGGAGAAGAACAAAACCAAAGAACUGAUCCAGAGAGCCAGGGACUAUUUAAGAGACGACUCAGUUCCUCCUGAAGAUAUUGAGAAAAUGGCGCAGACUGUUCUGAGGAUCCAGCUCCCACGAUCUCCUGCUCAGGUUCAGUCUAUGAUUGAUGAGAUCCACCGUCUUCUGUCCAGCACCAAACAUCUACCAGACCGCAAGGAUCUGGAGCAGAAAAACAAAGCUGCUCUGGACCUGCUGCAGAAGGCCCAGGAACUCAAAGAGAAGAUCGCAGGCAUCGAUGUGAGGAAAGUCACAAAAGAUAUCUACGAUGCUGAGAGGGCCCAGGAUCAGGCCAACGAAGACCUGGAAACUGCCAGUCAGGACCAGGACCAGGCCAAGGACCGGAUACAAAAGAUCAAAGAUAAAGUGAUGAAGAUAGAGGUGAAGCUGAUGACAGAUCGUCCUGAAGAUCUGAGGAAGGAGGUUGAACUUCUGAAGAAGAAGACUCAGCAGAACAGAGACGUGGCUGACGAAGCUCUGCAGACGGCUGACGCGGCGCUGAACUCUACAGACACGGAUCUGGAGGACGUGUUGAAGUUGUUUGAGGUUCUAAAACUGAAGAACUCCACUGGAGUUGUUCCGGGUGAAGCUGAAGAACGUGUGAGGAAAAUAAAGGAAGAGGCGGAGAACAUGAGGAAGCUGGUAGAGGACAAGCUGGUCCAGAUACAAGAUCUGGACCACAAGGUCAAGGGGCAGAUGGAAGAAAAGCAAAAGAAGCUGUCGGAACUUUCUGAGCUUCUGAAAACGGUGGAGACGCUUCAGGAAGAGAUCUCCGAGCGUGCUGAGAAGUAUGCCAGCUGUACCUAAAGAGUACUUUACAAUACUACUCAGUACUGCUCCUUAAUACACUUGUCUACAAAUGUUUUUCAUCUGACAUAUAAAGAAUAAAGUUAUUUGACCAGUA